Molecule: messenger RNA, 462 nt
Organism: Papilio polytes (common Mormon)
Lineage: Eukaryota; Metazoa; Arthropoda; Insecta; Lepidoptera; Papilionidae
Product: chorion class A protein L11-like
Exons: 2
Coding region: 1-462 (153 amino acids)
Biological process (GO): multicellular organism development; chorion-containing eggshell formation
Cellular component (GO): egg chorion
Molecular function (GO): structural constituent of egg chorion
Source: RefSeq, a predicted model, not a curated record
AUGUCUCCUUUCGCUUUCUUGUUGCUCUGCAUCCAAGCUUGCUUGAUCCAGAAUGCGUACAGCGCAUGCCUUGGAGCCGGACUCGGUCUGGGCUUCGCUGACGGAUGGGCUGGUGAAUGUGGCCGCGGAUACGGACCCGGCUACGCCACCGAAUUCGGCUACGGACCCGGACUUGGAUUGGGCUACGAAAACGGACUUGGACUUGGACUUGGACUUGGUUACGGACUCGCUGGUCCUGCUGGCAUCGCUGGCCCAGCUUAUGGAGGCACCGGCGUUGGUGACAUUGCCGUCGCUGGCGAGAUGGGAGUCGCGGGUACCACCCUCGUCGCUGGACAGGUGCCAAUCCUGGGCGCUGUCAGAUUCGGAGGUGAUGUGCCAGCUGGUGGUGUUGUCUCCAUCGCCGGCAGCUGCGCUGGAGGCUGCGGCUGCAACGGCGCUUACAACGCCGGUUACCUGUACUAA